CGUCCGCCAUUGGCAUUAGCAUCAAUGUCAUUAUUCUUCUGAAUUUUCCAUUUGGCGUUUUGAAAAUUGCUCUAUUUUAUUUACAAAAGCAAAAAUUGUGCUAGCAAUCAACACAGUGUUUUAUAAUUAAGCAAAUCUGAUAAUAUAUUCUAAGGUGGGAUCGUCUCGUAGCAGUAUAUAACUGCAGAACUAAAUAAUGGGUGGCUGUAGAUGUUCUUAUAAAAAUUGUGCAAAUUCUACCAAGAAUACAGAAAAUAUCACAUUUUUCCAUUAUCCCGUAAAACAAAAACAACGCUGCAAAAUAUGGAUUGAAAACGCUUGCAAACCAGAGUUCUUCAAUCUUGAGGAGGAACAGUUGAGAAAUAAAGUAAUAUGCCAGAACCACUUUAUGGACAAAUGGUUUCCAAAUCCGCAAAAAAAGCGGUUGCUUCAAGGCGCUGUUCCGACGUUGGACGUAAACAGUAUCAAUGAACAGGUGUACAUACCAGAGACCACAGAGUAUGUUGAUGAAACCAUAGAAAGUGAAAACGAGAUACUGCAGAGAAGCUACAGAAACGAUAACAUCAACUUAGUACCAGUUAGUGAUGAUAAUAGUGUAUUCAUUUUGGAUACGAACCCACUGCUAGAUCACCGCAACAAAGUGGAGUCUUACACAUACAGAAAUGGAGACUUGGUAAAAUCUCAAACUGUAGUCAGACAAACCUACCGACGUCAACCCGGCCUUUUGUCUACAGCUCCAUUAACUGGCAGUUCAAUGAAGAGACAAGCAGAGCCCAUCACUCUAAAUCAAGUUGUCAGUCCCGCAUCGGGCGUGUUUGGCCAUCUGCCAAUGGAUCAAACUGCGAUGAGCCAGCAAGAGUGCGUGCUCAUAAAGCAAGAAUCAUGUGAAACUGAGAACCAAGAUCAAGAGGAGCAUUUGGAAUAUCAGCAGAUGGAAGAAUAUCAAGAGGAUGAGAUGAAACCGAUCAUUAGACAGUCGCAGAAACAGGCAGGUCUCAAAUCACUACCUGUUCCCUCUGUAGAGUCACCAUCACCGCCAUCGAAAAGGCAGAGAGACAGUGAAAAGGAUUACCUUCGUCAGCUGAAGCAGCACAGUAAGGACAUCGCCGAAAUCAAGCGAAUGUUGAAACAGCAAGAACCGAACAAAAUGGACGUGACCACCGCCGUAAAUUUCUUGAGGGAGCGGCUGCCGCCCACUUUCUUUACGGUGCUGUGUUUGAACAUGGACUGCAAAAGCGAACUCGCGGACGACGACAUCGAAUUCUUCACCACUUUGCAUAAAACGUCGCCGGAAAUGUAUCAGAUUCUUAUGGAGAAAUACAAGUGGAACCUUCCUAGUGUUAAUAUUGUUGAAGCGGAUUAGUCUUUUGGGCUUACGUUAUAUCAAUUAUUUUAAUUUAAACUAUCAUCUAAAAGAUCCGCAGCUCGGUAAAACGAGAAGCUAAUUUUUCUUAUUAAUUAUACAAGUAUUAUAAUUUCGUUGCAAUUUUGAUGAACCGUGAACAAUAAACUGUUGAAGACAUUUGGGAUUCUUGUGGUACCAAUGAGGAAGUUUCCUAUUUUUCAAAAGACACCCAAAAUGAUAGUCUAAGUAAAAUGAAGUACAGCGCUGAAACUUUUAAUAUCUCGAAAAAUAACAAUGUUACGGUAGUCAGAAGUUUAUUAUUUGGUGGGCCGCGCCUUACACGCUUCUCCCUAUCAUUAACAAUGAGUAAAAAGUGGGUCAAACCUUCAACUUACAAAUAUUUUAUUGUACCUAGGUGUACAAAUACUAACAUAUCAGCUCAAUAUAAACAUUUUUUAUUGGAAUAAUUCUUUUAGAUUUGUCAAAGAUACUAGUUACACUAUCAGACGCAAGUAGCACAGGCAGUAUUUUCAACUAUAGGAAACUUCCUAAUUACAAUUUACAUAUUUUUUAGUUGGCAGUUGUAGUCUAUAGUUUUCAAUAUACAAUACUAUGAAGUUGUACAUUGCUUUUAUUCUAUGCUGAAAUAUCUAUAGUAUCAUUGUUUUGGUUGAAAUGUCGGUGAACAUUAUAAUAUAAUCACGUCAAUUUUACAAUGCUUAAAUAUUUAAUUUAGGAUCUUAAUAACCAAAUAUGCUUGUUCGACAUUAUUCUUUAUUUUGAUACAAUUUUCAUCUAAAUCCGCGAUGACGUACGGUCGAGUGCCGUAUUACUAAUUCAAAAUUUUAUCGGAACUCGUUAGUCCCUCAUAAAUUUUCAUGCUGUUUUGCUAGGUUUUCAUUAAAUUCAUUUAGUUGAAAAUAUUUCUUGUUCUUUGCAGUCUAUUAUUUUUAUAAAAAAAAACAAAUUACAGAACAUGUGUUUAUUGUAUACUAAUAUAUACACAAAAAUCUAUAUAAAAUAAAAGAUUGUCCAGAAUUGUUCUCGAGAAAAUCAACACAGCUAAUAUAAAUCUAAGACUCUACAGACUUGUAACACUUUCGACUCUUCUGUAUAUAAAUAUAAACGAAUAUGGAUGAUAAACCACCUUAUCUCGUAUUUUGGAACAUUUAAUCGGCAGUAAAAGUACGGUAAAAACCAAAAUGUUCCAAAAUAUCCAAUGUGUAUGGUAUUUUUUUAAUUUUUAUUAUCUUGUACAACACCGACGAAACGAAUAAUUAAAAUGUACAGGGUGUUCUUUAAUGGCAUAUAUUUAAGGAGGCGAUUCGUGGACCCAUUUUGAGACAAAAAUUCAUAUGAACGUAUAGAAAAAAAUCUGUAUUUUAAAUAACUGUGAUAUAUUGCAAAUAUCUUCAUGAAUUUUUUAGAUGUGUACCAAAUUUCAUCGGUUAUUAUAAAAUACAUAUUUUUCUCUGAAAACUUUACCGCCAUGUAUCUCAAAGGUUGAUACGUUUAGGACAUACGUUCAUAUGAUGUUUUUUUCUCAAAAUGUAUCCAAGAGUCACCUCAUUAAAUAUCGGCAUGUACAAAUUGCCAAUUGUAUCUUUUUCUAAAAACUUGCGAAAAACGUGCUUAUGAGAUUUAGAGAGAUUGAGAAAUGUGUAACCAGAACACACUAUCGUUCCAACAGCGUCAUUAUUUCAAAUAUACUUGAAAAUUCUCAUUUUCAUAUCUAGCUUACAUUAUUUGUACCUAUAAAUAAAUCUAAAAUUGCGAAGUAUCCACAAGAAAAUCUGAUAGUCACUCGUAUUCCACUCAAAACCAAAAUAUCACUUGAAAUAGCGUCUAUCUGGACUCUGGCUUAUUUUUAGGCGGUCUGAAUGUUUUGAUCUUUUUGCUGGACUUUUUCUCUUUUGAUUUCGUCUGGAAAUUCUGCCAACUGUUCACUCUAUUCUCUCUGGAUUCCUGAAAAGAAGUUUAAUUAAGUUCAUAAAGGAUUGCUUUGGUUCCAUUCGGGAAAACAAUAAAUAUAUUGUGCUGAAUUUUUAGAGAAAUCGACUGUGACUCAAUUUCCAUAUGUUCAAAAACCUUAUGUGUGUAUAAUAGAAAUCCAAUAAUAAAAAACCCCAUCACCGUUUCAUGCUCAAGGAACUCAUAUAAACAUGUACCUCAAAGUUCUUCUGCCAUUCUUUUUGCGCCUUGGCCCGCUCUUCCUCCUCGAUUUCCGCCUCCCUCUUCCGUUUCCUCUCCUCCUGAUCUCUGUCGGCCAAUU
Acanthoscelides obtectus is the source of this 3617-nucleotide messenger RNA. The record is from the annotation of a GenBank genome assembly. Lineage: Eukaryota; Metazoa; Arthropoda; Insecta; Coleoptera; Chrysomelidae.